CACUGACAAAUUGCAUUUUGAGGGAAAUCUAAUGCAAAUGUGGCCACACCGUGGGUCCACAGAAACUCUAUCCGUGUCUCCGCUGGGCUUGUUUGAAUGCAGCAGAUGUAAACUUAGGCUCCGCUGCUUGCCAUGCAAAUCCACAGGUGGGUUCGGUUUAAAAGGAACGUGUGGUGAUCUUCCCGAGAAACGAAAAGCCCAAAUUACAACCAGGAGAGUCUCUUUAAUGCAAAACCACCGGAGCAUAGAGGCUGUUUAGAUGCAGUGACGCCGCGGCUGAGAUCGAGAAAUCAUAACCGCUUCCUAAACCAGAUGGAAAUGGAUUAUCUUCACCCCAACUAUACGCUGACUUUCGAUGCCAGUUUCUUCUUCCACGGUAUAGUCGGCGUGCUUGCCUCCAACGUGCUGAUAGGUUUGCCGGCCAACAUCUACGUGGUCUGGAUGAUUGCCAGCGAGUCCAGCAGUCCCGUCGUCUCGGAGCUCUUCGCCCUAAACUUGGCCAUCGCAGAGAUCCUCUUUAGUUGCUCGUCUUUCUACGUGAUGGUCCACUUCCUGCUGGAGAUGCCUUGGCUAAUCGGUGUGUUGGUUAUGAAGGUGUUCCUGCAGCUCAUGUUGGUUUCUCGGCCCCUCUUCCAGACUUGCAUCUGUCUGGAGCGCUACGUGGCCGUGGUCCAUCCCACUCUCUUCAUCAGGUUGAAACCUCUUCGGUACCGUUUGGGCGUCUGUCUGUUUGACUGGCUGCUGAUCCUGCUGGACUUUAUGCUUCCCUUAUAUGGCCUGUCCGAGGCGACCAAUGCUUGGAUCUUCAUCGGCAAGUCCCUGCUCUUCCUCGCCGUCUUGUCUUACUGCGGCCUACGUGUCCUCCUCGUCCUAAAGCAGCCGGGUCCUGGCGAUGGGUCCAAAGGCACGGAGAACUGGAACACCAUGAAGAGGAAGGCCUUUAAGGUCAUCAUCAUCACCCUAGGAUUCAACAGCAUCACCCAGCUGCUGCAGUCCAUCAUGCUGGGCCCCUCCGUUUUGGUGGCGUCCAUGCUGGUUCUUCUACAGCUCACCUUGUUUAGCGUCUGUAUCAGCAUCAUUAGCAGCUUCAUCACUCCUCUGCUGUACCUCCACAGAGCUGGAAAACUGCCCUGCAUCGAGUUCUAACCGCUUCAGCUACAGAAACCCUGACAUAGAGUCUAGUUUGUACUUCAGCCUGAGCUGUGAGGAUCCCUCAGAAUCAUACUGAGAUCAGAAUUUCUGUUUAAUCUAUUUCAGAAGUGAUUCAUGAGACCAUAACUGAUGGAAAUUAAUCAAGUUUUCUGUUUUUAUUCCUUGUUUUGCAUGAAAACUCUUUGAAUGGAGAGACAGACUCUAGAUUUUAGCUUUCUAUUGACACCUCACCUUACCUUUUAGGACCUGUGUGAAUUAUCCCAGACGGGUGUAUGUACCUACAACCCUUGUUUAUUAGUGUCGGGGGUCUUUGGACCUGGUUUCCACAGCUGGCUAAAAUAAAUCAGCCUUUUCUCAAAUAAGACAGUCGUUUAAACUUUCAUCUCCAGAGUCUGAUAAAAACACCUGAGUUGGAUGUUGAAUGUAGCUCAUUCAGUCUGUGCUCCACUACAUCCACCCUCACUACACCCUACACCACUACAC
Messenger RNA from Cyprinodon variegatus (sheepshead minnow), 1635 nucleotides. Its product is annotated as G-protein coupled receptor 183-like. Gene Ontology annotation, molecular function: G protein-coupled receptor activity. Gene Ontology annotation, biological process: positive regulation of Rho protein signal transduction; phospholipase C-activating G protein-coupled receptor signaling pathway. The transcript has 3 exons. Gene Ontology annotation, cellular component: membrane. Bases 313 to 1146 code for a protein of 277 amino acids. The record is from RefSeq and is a predicted model, not a curated record. Lineage: Eukaryota; Metazoa; Chordata; Actinopteri; Cyprinodontiformes; Cyprinodontidae.